Molecule: messenger RNA, 3040 nt
Organism: Schistocerca nitens (vagrant locust)
Lineage: Eukaryota; Metazoa; Arthropoda; Insecta; Orthoptera; Acrididae
Product: YTH domain-containing protein 1-like
Exons: 1
Coding region: 344-1735 (463 amino acids)
Biological process (GO): mRNA splicing, via spliceosome; regulation of alternative mRNA splicing, via spliceosome
Cellular component (GO): nucleoplasm
Molecular function (GO): N6-methyladenosine-containing RNA reader activity; mRNA binding
Source: RefSeq, a predicted model, not a curated record
UCCCUGUCCCUUGUAUCUUUGAGAAGAAAGUGUAUUGGGCGAUUCUAAACCGGUAUAAAUUUGGAAACAAAGUGCUUCGUUGAAGGUGGGGGCGAGUAUUACUUUAUUUUGUAGUGAGGUGUGAAAAAUGCGAAAAGAAACUGUGUACAAGAAGCAAUGGUAUUUUGGUUAAAGUGCAAAGACAAUAUCUUGCUCCUGUGAUUACAGUCAUUUUGCGUGGAUGUAGAAGUCUGUGAAAGAGUAUCAGCACUAACUUGUUACAUUGAAUAAGUGGACUGUGAGACAUCAGUUUUGAGGUUGAACAAACUUGACGCCAGAAGACAACCGUGUUGUGUAAUACGUAAUGGAGGAAGGCGACAUAGAAACUAGUGUUGAUGUAGAAAAUCUUAAUCUUAGUUUUGGAGAAGAUAUGGGUGACGACAUCAAAUUGGAUGAAAUGAGUGAAUAUGACACUCGGAGCGAGGUGAGCUCAUCGAGUUCGGAGGACAGCGCUUCCAGUCACCAAAGCAUAACUUCCGUCAGCUCAGAUUCGACUGAUCGUAGGAAGCGACGACCAAGACACAGACUAAACAGAAGUCGCUCAAGAGAAAGAAAAAGCCCUCCACCGGUGCUAAAGCGUUCGAAGUCGAGAGAGAAAUCGAAGUCAUAUGACUACAUAACGAAGCUCAAUUAUUUAUUCAGAGAUGCAAGAUUUUUUCUUAUUAAGAGCAAUAAUGCAGAAAAUGUAACUCUGUCAAAAGCAAAAGGAGUUUGGUCAACACUUCCACAGAAUGAGUCGAAGUUGAACCAUGCUUACAGAGAAUGCAGAAAUGUUAUUCUUAUAUUCUCGGUUAAAGAAAGCGGAAAAUUUGCUGGCUUUGCACGACUGAGUGGAGAGUCCAGACGGGAUGUAUCUCCAAUUUCUUGGGUACUACCCCCAGGACUUUCAGCAAGAGCCCUAGGAGGUGUUUUCAGAGUGGACUGGGUUUGCCGCAAAGAGUUGCCUUUCAGUGCAACAGUACAUCUGUACAAUCCAUGGAAUGAGGGAAAACCAGUAAAGAUUGGUCGUGAUGGACAAGAAAUUGAACCAAAAGUGGCAGCAGAGUUAUGUCGCCUUUUUCCUGUUGAUGAAGGUAUUGAAAUGACGCCAAUUUUGAGAAAAUCAAAGGAAGCAGCAAAGAUGAUAAAGCCUCGUGUUACACAACACAGAACUGAAAGAUACCAGCGCAGUGGUGGCAGCAAUAGAUUUUCACCAAGGGGAACAUUUUCAUGGCGAAGCCGUGGUGGUUCCUUUGGUCGAGGGCGCCGCAAGUACUUCAUGAGUGUCAGAAGCAGGUUGGGAAGCAGUGGAGGAGUCUUCAAGCGAUCAUCGUCAUCUCGUCAAAGGGAUAGACUGGGUAACUGGUUCCCAAGAGAUGGAGAUCGUGGAUCAUUUGGUGGUGGGAGUCCCGUGGCAGCAGCACAGGCCUAUGUUGCAGAUUAUAUGCGGCAGAUGCAGCAUCAACUGCCACCUAUGCCAUAUGCUCCACCACCAGGUGUCUACAUGUCAUCUUCGAGCACCUCACCAUAUGAUGCAGCGCCACCACCUCGUUAUUAUGAUGGGCCGCCACUUCCUGAAUACUCAUCAAUGCCUUCACGGUCUUCAAGCCAUUCAGAUAAACGAUCAUAUGAUCGUUCUGUUGAUGAGUUUCUAUGGAGAACCUGCGAAAGAAGAGACCGUGAUCGUGAUCAUCACCGAUACCGUGAACGACGAUGAGACUGAAUGUAUGUUUGCUUGUCAUUCAUCCAUAUUACAUGCAUAUGGCCAAAUCUCAUUCAGGAAUAUCAUGAUAUUUGUUGACUAAGAAUUUGGCUUUGUCUUGAUUUCUUAAGAAUAGCCUAUUUGUCAAAUGGUAGUAGCCUGAUUAAUUAUCUGACUUUUUUAUUUAAAAUGGUCUGAGGUUUCAGUGUUGUUUUGUGAUAUGCACCAAAUAAUGGAUGAAAUGGGAAUAACUGCAGUAAUCUUCUCGUAGAGAUGCCUCAUUGGUAUUGGUAUUUGGUUGUGUAUAGUUAAAACAGAUCAGACGCCAAACUUAAAUCAUUUUUCGAUAUUUUCACCCAUCCAGUUAGUAUGUGAUUGAAGAAAGGCUAUAAUAGUUUCUGUGACUUGGUGUGUAACUACAGCAUUCUUAUCAUUCCUGAAAGGCUAUUAAGCUUUGCUACUUUGGUUCAGGAGCCAUUUGACAUUAAGGAAUAAAUGUUCCUGCCAACCAAAGGUAUUUGUUUCAUCUUUCUCUUGCCAGCUGUACUUCGUACAGUAUUUUGUGGAACAGACACAUUUGUAGCCACAUUGGUUUCUAGACAUCACGGUUGUAUAAAAUCAGCACUCACCCAAAGUGUGAAGCCACACUUCAGUAAAAUUAAUAUUGUCCCCAGCAAAAAAUUAUUCAUUGCUGCCUUAUUUUUCUGAUUUGUUGUUUGUUUCAAAGGAAGAGAGAGUGCACUAAUUGUAGUAACAUGCUGCUUCUAUGCAGAAAAUUUUAUAGAUGUUACAUUAAGCAUUUGAACAAGUUAAUAAUCCAAAAUUAUUUUGACAUUUGGUGCUUUUUGCAGUGCAACGUGGCUUCACAUUGUACAUGACGAUUGGCUUAUAUUUCCUAUAGUGGCCUGUUGUGUGCCUAUGGAUAGCUGUUAAUUGUCGGGUGCUUUAUCUACAUAUUUAGCUUGCUGUGUGUUUGCAAAACACAAUACAGCUAAGAAUAGCACUUGUAGAUUUAAUUUUAAAAAAAACAUUAAUUAUGUUUGCCUUACUUGUAUUCACAGUUACUCGUUUUGCUUAUUAGUAAUGAGCUAAUAUUAGAGGAUGGGUGUAUAAUGAUAUUCCUGAAUGUGAAAGUAAGGUUCAUUAUCUAUGAAUUCCAUUUUCACAUUAAUGAAGUAGUUCUUUAUUCAGUCAGUGGCUCUUUGAAUUGUGAUGUGUUUAAUAUAGUGAACACAGUGAAUGUAUUUUAAGACCCUUUUUUUUUUAAGUGUGUCAAGGAACUAAAUAAAUAAUAUAUUUUGAAACGUGUGUUAUGAACAG